This is a messenger RNA of Bolinopsis microptera, 3491 nucleotides long. Its product is annotated as high affinity cGMP-specific 3',5'-cyclic phosphodiesterase 9A-like. NCBI's taxonomy places the organism in Eukaryota, Metazoa, Ctenophora, Tentaculata, Lobata, Bolinopsidae. The record is from RefSeq and is a predicted model, not a curated record. Gene Ontology annotation, molecular function: 3',5'-cyclic-GMP phosphodiesterase activity. Bases 29 to 1954 code for a protein of 641 amino acids. The transcript has 16 exons. Gene Ontology annotation, biological process: signal transduction; cGMP catabolic process.
UAUAACAAAUAAUUUUAGCUGUUUGACCAUGCGUAUGUUUUGCUGUCUCACACCGACAGCUAACAGAAAGAAAGCUGUUAAUCCUCCUGACCCUGUGAGUAAAGGUUCAGAUAUACCUAAAGCUGUUGAUCUUCCUGACCCUGUGAAUAAAGGUUCAGAUAUACCUAAAGAUGUAGAUAAUGGCUCAGUAAGAGCAGUAGGUAUUGAUCCUACCAAAAAAAGAUUCAUGGAAGCGAUUGAUUUCUAUCCUGGGUUGCCUCCUGGAGUGAAAGGGGUUGACACUAAUACGGAUGGAAGGCCCCAUCUUAAGACGAUAUUCUUUAAAAUGGGGGACGUGGAGGAGCAGGUGGAGUUUUGGAGUGAUGCCAACUCAGAGGAAGUUAAAGAGUGUUUCCGGAGCGCAACAGAGUCAGGACCCUCUGAUAUACUGAAACUUUACAACACCAGCAACUCCCUCAUGAACAUAUCCCCCCGGAUCCUCGCUAAUAACCCUGAUACUAGGUUUACACUGAAGGUGGUGGGGGCCAAGCAGUGUCUUAGUAGUGAUGGUCUUACCCCAGAGAUCAACGAGACACUGCUGUCCAUUGAAAAGAGGUUGUUGAAUCUCGAGAAAAAGAUAGUCCUGAACUCUGGCGACACCCCACCUGCGGUGUGGGAUAUGAGAGCUAAAGUGGAGAAUCUUCGAGAAAAACUGGAAAGUGUGGAGCACAUGAGCUGGCUGGGCCUCUACAAAGAUAUAGACGGAAAGAAUACUAAAGGGAAGAACAGUCCCAACAACAAUGGAAUGGUUCACUGCUGUGGCACUAAAAAGACGAAGGAAAAGUAUCUUUACAGUCAACAAGUAUUCGAGAAAUUCGAAAAACUACGAUCAGUAGAUUUGACGGACGCUACAAGGGAACUCCUCAAAAAGCCCACAUUUGACAUAUGGCAAUGGGAAGACUCAGAGAUGCUUUAUUUACUGCAACAGAUGUUUGUUGAUUUAAAACUUGUUGAGAGGUUGUACAUUGAGCUGCCGAUGUUGCAAGCGUUCCUGUUUCAAGUUCAUCUCAGUUAUAAUUACACACCAUAUCACAACUUCCGGCACUGCUUCUGUGUUACUCAAAUGAUGUACGGUUUAAUCUGGUUGUGUAAUUUGCAAGAAAAGUUGGACGAUAUAGAAAUGUUGAUACUUCUGGUGGCGGCUAUUUGCCAUGAUCUGGAUCAUCCUGGAUACAAUAAUGCUUACCAGGUAAAGCGAAAGACCGAGUUAGCGCUGCGAUAUAACGACAUUUCACCCCUGGAAAACCACCACGCAGCCGUAGCUUUUGAGAUCCUCACCUGUGAUACCAGCAACGUGAUUAAACAUCUUACUCCGACUCAGCACAAACAGUUCAGAUCAGGAAUGAUAAAAUGUAUCCUAGCUACAGAUAUGGCUCGACAUAACGAAAUAGUAACCUCCUUCAAAGGCCUCAAUGGUUGCUAUGACAACGACAACGCCGACCACAGGUUACUUAUGAUGAUGAUAUUCCUGAAGGUUUCCGAUAUUUCAAAUGAGGCUCGCCCAAUGGAUGUGUCUGAGCCGUGGGUGGAGUGUCUUCUUCAGGAGUUCUUCAUGCAGUCAGACGCAGAGAAGCUGGAAGGACUGCCCGUGGCACCGUUUAUGGACAGAGAGAAAGUAACCAAACCAUCGGCUCAAGUUGGGUUCAUCAAGUUUGUUCUUAUCCCCCUGUACGAGGCAGUUGCAGCCAUGUUCGAGGAGAUCAGAGAGCCUAUAUUGGCGCCGGUAGUGCGCGCUCUGGACUACUACAGUGAAAUGAACAGGAAGUUUGAGCAGGACAAGGAGGCCGUGAAACUAAAGCAGGACGGACGCAGGAUAUCCUCCACUAUCGAUCCAAAGGUUGAACUUAAGAGAGUAUCAGUAUCACGGAAAACAUCAGAAGUGAGAUCUCCGGACGAUCUUUCCUCUUCCAGCUAGCAGUAACCAUGGCAACCACAGCUACCACUCUUAGUUACCAUGAAUACCGAUGCUGUCAUGAUAACGAUUCACUGAUUAUUUCGUAUUUCGUCAAAUAAUUUGAGCGAAUUUGAGGUAGAAACAAGAGAUCCAUUAUAUCAAUAAACCUAUUGGAGACAAGAAGAUUAAUUAAUUAAUCAAUUAAUUAUUGAUUAUGGUGAUUUUAUCCACUGGACCUACUGACAGAUAUUCUUAACAUUCUCCCUUCAGUUAAGGGACUUGAAAGCUAUAUCAGGGCAGUAUCCAAGAAGCCCGACCAGUUAUAGUCCGCAUACCAACUACUUAUGACAUGAUGGUUAGCAGAUCAUAUGUCCGCUAACCAGUCAUGAUAUGUGAACGACCCCUUACGGCCUGACCAUCGUGUCAUGAGUGGUCCGCGGACUAAGUCGUGUUUCUCGGAUACUGCUCAUAUGAUCCCAGUGAGGUAUGACCUAGAACUUGCUGGAAUGCUCCCACGUGAUAUCUUAUCAGUUGUACGACAUUUAACAUUUAUUACGUAAGAGAAGGUUACUUAAAUUGCUGAAAGUGCAUUUAGUAUAACUUCAGGGUGUUCCAAGUUUCGUAUUUAAAAUUUAAUUGUUUGAUUAUACAUCCUCGUUUGUUAUUUUUAACGACAACUAUAUCCUGUGAUCCAAUAUUAAGAGACUCGUUGCUCUGCAAGCUUCCUUCUAAUUGGAAAUUUAACGGUAUUUAACUUGAGUAAGGAUAGAAUCUUAUUAAAAUGAAGAAUAAUUAACAUGAUUAAGUAACUUAGCAUUGAGUUGUUGAAUAAGGAUAGAAUCUUAUUAGGUAACUUUGAAGUAGCAUCGAAUUGUUGUUCAAUCCUAGCAAAAUUUAUAGUUUGAUUUUGAUUUCCCGUAACUGUAGUCUUAGUAUUGUAAAAAGUGCGACUUGAGUUGUUUUUACAUUGUUAUUGUUAAUGUUAUAGUAUAAUAGUUUCCUGUGUAACUACUAGUGACCUGUUAUGAAAUAUUAUUACUUUGUUUUAUCACUGUAUUUACCUGAAUAUUCCGGAACAUUCAUUCGGAGAAUUUAGCAUCGGGGAUAAAGUCAGACUAUUUAAGAGACUACGAUAUUGCAUAGACUAUAGUGUUUUCAAAUAAAAUUGGCCUUAAUUUGCGGUUGAUUUGCACACUACAAUUGUGAGUGCAUUUUAAAAUUGCCUUAGGGUAUAGUGUGGUGGCAACUUCUCUUAUACGAAAAUAGAUUUGAGUAUAAAUGUAUAUUAGAAGACAUUGUAUUGACAAAGUGGUGCCUCCCAAAUUUCAACCAUUUGGUGGUGAGGUUUGCAGGUUUGCUCUAAUUUAAAUAAUUAUAGGUAGAUUCGAUGAUCAUUGCGUAAGGGAACAAACAACUGUGACAGUUUUGAAAUCGUAAAUUGAUCAUUUUCUUAUUGUAAAUAGCUUGUAACUACAUAGUAUAAUAGUACAUUGAAAUCUGUAUCUCGGUUAGGAUACGUUUGAAUAUUCAUUUGAUCUUAUCUUAAUAACUCAAUAAA